Molecule: messenger RNA, 1485 nt
Organism: Colletotrichum karsti
Lineage: Eukaryota; Fungi; Ascomycota; Sordariomycetes; Glomerellales; Glomerellaceae
Exons: 1
Coding region: 1-1485 (494 amino acids)
Biological process (GO): carbohydrate metabolic process
Molecular function (GO): beta-glucosidase activity
Source: RefSeq, a predicted model, not a curated record
AUGGCCUCACAGGACUUUGACGAAGCUAUCAAGGGCGCCCUGCCUUCCGACUUUACAUGGGGCUUCGCAACAGCCGCCGCACAAGUCGAGGGAGCGUGGGACAAAGAUGGGAAAGGGGAGUCAAUCUGGGACAAGUUCGCACAUACUCCAGGCAAGGUGAAGGAUGGCAGCACCGGCGACGACGCUGUGCGGUCCUACGACCUCUACAAGACCGAUGUGGCUCUUAUGAAGCGUUACGGCGUCACUGGCUACCGCUUCUCUCUUUCUUGGUCGCGCAUUAUCCCUCUUGGCGGGAAAGACGACCCGGUGAACGAGGCGGGCAUCGCGUACUACAAUCGCCUCAUCGACGAGCUCCUCGCCAACGGCAUCACCCCCUUCGUCACCCUCUUCCACUGGGACACGCCGCAGGCCCUCGAGGAUCGAUACGGCGGCAUGCUUGACAAGGAGAAGUACACGCCCGAUUUUGUCCGCUACGCCCGCGUCUGCUUCGAGAGAUUCGGCGACCGCGUCAAGGAUUGGAUCACGUACAACGAGCCCGGCGUGUACACUUUGGCAGGUUACGCGGCCGGCGUUCACGCCCCAGCGAGAUCCAGCUUCCGUGAGCUGAACCAGGAGGGUGAUUCCAGCACGGAACCCUUCAUCGUCGCACACACGGAGCUGAUCUCCCAUGCGUACGUCGCCGACAUGUACAAGAAGGAGUUCAAGCCCUCGCAAAAGGGCAAAAUCAUGAUCACGCUGCACGGGAAUUGGUCCGAGCCCUGGGACGAGUCGGACCCUCUCGAUGUCGAGGCCGCUGAGCGCGCACGCGAGUUCGAGAUUGCGUGGUUUGCCGAUCCGCUGUAUAAGACGGGGGAUUACCCGGCCUCGAUGCGCGCGCAGCUGGGUGACCGGCUUCCGCGGUUCACGCCCGAGGAGAGCAACUUGGUGCUGGGCAGCUCCGAGUUCUACGGGAUGAACUCGUACUCUGCCUUUUACGUCCGUCACCGCGACGGACCGGCGGACAUCAACGACCACAAGGGCAAUAUUGAGCAGUUCGACGAGAACAAGCAGGGUGUGCCGAGAGGCCCGAUGAGCGACACGUACUGGCUGCGCACGACGCCGUGGGGGUGGGCGAAGUUGUUGCGCUGGAUUUGGAACCGGUACGGGGUGCCGAUCUACAUCACUGAGAAUGGCACGACAGCGAAGGGGGAGCAUGACUGGAAGGCGAAGGGGCCGGACGAUGUCCUUGAGGAUCCGUUCCGAAUUGACUUCUUCAAGAGUUAUCUGACGGAGGUUGCCAAGGCAUCGCAGGAGGGUGUUGUGAUCAAGUCAUACUUUGGCUGGACCUUUACUGAUAACUGGGAGUGGGCGGCAGGCUUCUCCGACAGGUUUGGCGCGACGUGGAUUGACUUUGAUAGUCCGGACAAGACGCGGUAUCCGAAGAGAUCGGCCUUGUUUCUGGGCGAGUUCUUCAACCACCUGAUCAAGAAGGGAGAUGCCAAAUAG